CUUGCCCAAUCACAAUACGAAUCACCUUUGCAUCUAUACAUCAACAGUACAGAAGUGAAAGAAAGCCAACCGAGGACAUCCAUUAGAGCCAAACAUAUCAGUCCAACACAUUAGAGCUUAUCUUUCUGAUUCCAAAUCGUUCUGCAGCCGCAAGCGUAAUAUAGCAAACGAGAGAAAGAAACCACAAAAUGGAGAAGUUAUCCUCUGUGGCGAAGACGCUUGCACCUUCUCCAAUCCAACAGCUUUCAUUCUUAGCUCAGAGGUGCAACGCUAUCAACCUCGCCGAGGGCUUUCCCGAUUUUCCCGCUCCUCCGCACGUCAAAAACGCCGCCGUCGCCGCCAUCAACUCCGACUUCAAUCAGUACAGGCAUGUGCAGGGAAUUUGUGAUUUCGUGGCAGAGAACAUGAAGAAAAUCCAUGGAAUUGACUUUGAUCCACUCACAGAUGUGGUCAUUUGCUGUGGCCAGUCGGAGGCCUUUGCAGCAACACUAUUCGCAGUAAUUGAUAGAGGUGAUGAGGUGAUACUUUUCGACCCGUCUUACGAAACGUAUGACACUUGCAUCAGGCUUGCCGGAGGAGUUCCGGUUUAUGUAGGCCUCGAUCCGCCUUAUUGGACAUUGAAUUCAGAUAAACUCGAGAAGUCAUUUACCAACAGAACAAAAGCAUUAGUGUUGAACAGUCCUCACAACCCAACUGGAAAGGUUUUCACCAUUGAUGAGCUUGAGAUCAUUGCUGGAGCUUGCCGGAGAAGGGAUCUGAUUGCUGUCACUGAUGAAGUAUACGAGCAUAUAACCUUUGACAAUCAGAGGCAUGUAUCACUUGCUUCACUUCCUGAAAUGCAAUCGCGGACAGUCAUCACAUCUUCCCUGUCAAAAACUUUUAGUGUUACUGGAUGGAGAGUCGGAUGGGCAAUUGCACCCCCUUGCAUUGCAUCUGCAAUCAGAAACAUUCAUAUCAAAAUUACAGAUUCUGCUCCAGCACCUUUCCAGGAAGCAGCUUUGGUUGCGUUAAGAAGUUCUCCUGCAUACUUCGAUUCAUUGAGAAAAGACUAUGAAUCAAAGAGAGAUUACAUUUUCAACUUGCUUGCCAAGGUUGGAUUUGAGCUGCCGUUCAAGCCUCAUGGCUCAGUUUUUGUGUUUGCACGGCUUCCUGAAAGUUGCCCCCUUAAUGAUGCAGAACUUGUAGAGGAAUUAAUUAGGCAAGCAGCGGUUGUUGCAGUACCAGGCUCUGCAUUUUUCCAUGUAAAUUCAAAUGCAGGUUACGAUCAUCAACGGUAUAUCAGAUUUGCUUUCUGCAAAAGUGAGGAUACUCUAGCUGCUGCCUCAGCAAAAAUCAGUGAGCUCGUUGAUGUUAAAGGCACUUUCAAACUGCUUUACCUCGACAAAUGAUGAAAGGUCAAGGACUCCAUUACAAACGGGCUUCGUUGUAUCAAAAACAAGUGCUACGAGAUUGUCAGACGGCUUUUAGCUAAUCCUCCGAGGGCCGGUUUGCGGGGCCCACUUUGCUUGCGCAUCAUGAGGAGGGCGGCUCGGAAGAUUCCAAAAGCGCCGCUCUUUUUCUUCUUCUUUGUCAUCUUUGAGUCGGUGUCGUCCGACGGAUUGGAGGGGACGUUCUUAGUGAGGUUCUUGGCGAAGAUGGCAUCGUUUUCGAGCACGGUUCCCGCCAUUAUUGAUUAUUAUUUUAAUUUCGAGAAUUUGUGUACGUAUAUGUGUAUGUAUCGUGGCUCUCGAAAGGCUCUCCCUGCAAAAUGCAGGGCAGAGAAGAAGGGAAAAGGCCUAUGGGACGAGGAGAUUUGGAGAGCUCACCCACGUUUGGGAGGCACUCGUUAAUGCUAUAUAUAUGUGAACUGAAUUCUUGGAUUAACUUUAGACCUUUCAAUAUUUUCC
Molecule: messenger RNA, 1886 nt
Organism: Striga asiatica
Lineage: Eukaryota; Viridiplantae; Streptophyta; Magnoliopsida; Lamiales; Orobanchaceae
Source: the annotation of a GenBank genome assembly